AUGACAUCAUCAUUUGAGGGAAAUUGUUCAUCUUACUGGUCGUAUUCACCAUAUCCUUAUAACAAUAGUUAUGAUACACCUUCAUCAAAUUCAUCUUAUUAUGAAUCGCCUAUGUCAUCAUCAUCUCCACCUAUGGUAAUGUUUCCAGCAUAUGAUCAACAACAGCCUUGUUAUUAUUAUUCGAACGCUACUUUUUCUUGCGAACAAUUCGCACCACCAUCACCACCAGUCGUAUCAGCAUCUCAGAUGACAUAUGUUCCAUCAGUAACACCUUCACUUUCUCGUCCAGCAACAAAUCUACCAAAUCGAUUACAAUAUACAAUUCGUCAACGUUGGUUACUUAAUGAAAUAUUUGAACAUGUUCCUUAUCCUAAUAGUGUACAAAAGAAUGUUAUCGCCGAUCGAAUUGGAGCUACACGUGAACAAAUUCGUAUUUGGUUUCAAAAUCGUCGACGAAUAGCGGUACAAAGUCAUCGUUUAUCUUCUCGUCGUAAUAAUCCAUUAGCAAUCGAUAAUAGUCAUUUAGUUCAAUUGGAACUUGAAGAAAUUUUAGCUGAUCUUGAAUUACAUAAAAAUGCACCACAACGAAUGCCUAUUGGACAAGGCUUGUCAUCUCGACGUGUUCGUGUAAUGAAAAAAUAA
Rotaria sp. Silwood1 is the source of this 642-nucleotide messenger RNA. Lineage: Eukaryota; Metazoa; Rotifera; Eurotatoria; Philodinida; Philodinidae. The record is from the annotation of a GenBank genome assembly.